This is a messenger RNA of Adineta steineri, 1008 nucleotides long. Lineage: Eukaryota; Metazoa; Rotifera; Eurotatoria; Adinetida; Adinetidae. The record is from the annotation of a GenBank genome assembly.
AUGUCAUCAUCAUCAACAAUUGGCGAUAUUCUAAAUACUAUCAGACAAUAUAGCGUCUAUCUAAAUUAUCUCGCAAUCAGUGGUGGAAUUUUUGGUCAUAUUCUAAAUCUUUUAGUUUUUACUCAAUUGAAACGUUUUCGUAACAAUCGAUAUGCUCUUUAUAUUAUUAUUGAAUCAAUUGUAGCACUUAUUUUUCUUUUUAUUUCCACAACGAAUGUAUUAUUACGAAUAGCAUAUGGAUAUGAUCUUAGUGAUAACAACUUAAUUUGGUGUAGAAUGAGAUUCAUAUUUUAUCAAGGUCUAUCACUUAUUUUAUUUUUUACAAUAUGUUGUGCUGCUUGUGAUCAAUUCUGUUCGACAAGUUAUCAUUUUUCUAAUAGACAUUUGUUCACAUUGAAACUAGUUCAAUAUCUAAUGUCUAUUUCUAGUUGGCUUUGGUUUAUUCAUAGUCUAACAUUUAGUCUUUUUCUUAAUAUUCAACCAUUGUUUGGAUGUAUUAUUACAAAUCCAAUAUUAACUACAUAUUCAACAUAUUUCUUUUAUCCAUUUCUAUAUGGUCCUGUACAAAUUGCUGUGGCAUUUUUAUUUAGUUUAUUAGCUUUUCGAAAUGUUCGUCGUAUAAUUCGUCGACAAAUUCCCAUUAUUCGUCGUCGAUUAGAUCAGCAAAUGACAGCAAUGAUUUUGACUCGUGUUUUAUUUUUCAUUAUCUUAUCAGUACCAUAUACAAUUUAUCGUAUUUAUAGUAUCAAUAAUCCUCCUCCGAAAUCGAAUCAGUUACAAUACACAAUUGGAUUAUUUCUUCAAACAAAUCUUAAGUAUUUGUUUUCCUUAAAUUAUCAGAGUAGUUUCUAUAUAUUUUUUGCAAUAUCAUUACAAUACCGUCGUCAAGUGAAAUAUGUUUUAGUGAAAAGAUGUUGGCAACGAUGGAAAAAUUGGUAUUGUAUUCAUCAAAAUCAAGUUAUUCCGCUUAAUAUUGUAUCAACUAUAUCAAAUAAUGAACUUGAUUAA